Molecule: messenger RNA, 16377 nt
Organism: Oncorhynchus nerka (sockeye salmon)
Lineage: Eukaryota; Metazoa; Chordata; Actinopteri; Salmoniformes; Salmonidae
Product: protein piccolo-like
Biological process (GO): presynaptic active zone assembly; protein localization to synapse
Cellular component (GO): cytoskeleton of presynaptic active zone; axon; GABA-ergic synapse
Molecular function (GO): metal ion binding; structural constituent of presynaptic active zone; protein binding
Source: RefSeq, a predicted model, not a curated record
GGGGGGCGGCGGGAGGGGGCCAUCAUGGGGAACGAAGCGAGCCUCGAAGGCGGCGAAGGGGUGCUUGCUGGAUUACCGGAGGGGCUCGCACCGGACGGGAAAGGAGGCUUCAUUCGGACCUCCACGGGGGCACAGGUGGACCUGAGCCAACUCAGCGAGGAUGACAGAAAGCAACUCGCCGCGGCUAUGUCAAGGGCGCAAGCCAACAAGCCCGGGGGCGCGCCCGCUCGAAGGCCCUCGGAGGCAGAUGUUCAGCAGCGGCCCCAGCAGCCAGGAGUUGGACCCUCUGUUCGGCUUAGCAAGAGUCGCACCGUAGACGCGUUUGGAGAGGGCCCCACUGGCAGGCCGGCCCCUGGCCGCAGUCCCUCGUCCCUCAGCCUCUUAGAGUCCCGAUUCAGGCAGGAGCCUAAGGACUCAGAGAAGAAAACAGGAAUGUUUGGCUCCAGUUUCCUGAGUGGGGCCAACCCGCUUAACGCUGUGUCAUCCAUGACCUCCCAGGUGUCCUCUGGAAUGUCCUCAAUGUCCUCCGAGGUCACCUCCAUGGGCUCCGGGGUCAACAUGCCCUCAUUUGGCCUGUUUGACAAGGAAGAAAAGCCUGGAGAGAAGCCCCAAGGUGGGCCCCCAGGGCCAGGCAGCAAGGGCCCCCAGCAGGGGGGGCCAAGACCCCCUGGCCCCGGACAAGGGCCCAGACCCCCUGGGCAGCAAGGGCCCAGAACCCCUGGCCCCGGACAAGGGCCCAGACCCCCUGGGCAGCAAGGGCCCAGAAUCCCUGGCCCCGGACAAGGGCCCAGACCCCCUGGGCAGCAAGGGCCCAGACCCACUGGUCAAGGACCCCCUGGGCAGCAAGGGCCCAGAACCCCUGGCCCCGGACAAGGGCCCAGACCCCCCGGGCAGCAAGGGCCCAGACCACCUGGUCAAGGACCCCCUGGCCAGCAAGGACCCAGACCCCCUGUCUCCGGACAAGGGCCCCCUGGGCAGCAAGGGCCCAGACCACCUGGUCAAGUCCCCCCUGGGCAGCAAGGACCUAGACCCCCUGGCCCCGGUCAAGGGCCCCCUGGGCAGCAAGGACCCCCUGGCCCCGGUGCACAGCCAGGUGGGCCAGCUAAAGCUGGGGGUCCCCCUGGUCCACAAGGCCGUGGUAAACCACCUGGAGGUGGGCUGUGUCCGCUGUGCAAGAGUACCCAGCUCAACGUGGGCUCCAAGGAACCACCCAACUUCAGCAACUGUACCAUGUGUAAGAACCAGGUGUGCAGCCUAUGUGGAUUCAGCCCCCCAGACUCGGAGGGUAAAGAGUGGCUGUGUCUCAACUGCCAGAUGCAGAGGGCUAUGGGGGGUAUGGAUGACCCUCCUAUGAUGGGCAAGGGCUCUGCCCCUCCUUCACCCUCAAGGAAAGACCCUGGAAAAGAUGGCAAGAAGCCCAAUCUACUGAUUAAGCAGCAGAGCAUCUCCGACAGAGGCUUAACCCCUCCAACCACGCCCAAACAGAAAUCCCCCGGCCCAUCUUCCCCGAAAGGCAGCCCCCAGCCCUCACCGGCCAAAGGUAAACAGGAGUCCAGCUUCUUCGGGGGUCUGGGGGGCAUCAGCCUAGGGGGGCUCACCGAUGUGGCCAAGCCUCCAGCCGCUGCCUCCCAGGCGGCCGAGUCCAUCACGGGAACAAUGUUCAGUGGCUUUGGUGGGUUCACUGGAUCAGCCAAACCUGAUCGGGCCAAAGCCGCUGCUGGUACCCAAAAAACAGCAGAGUCGGUGACGGGAAAGAUGUUCAGUGGGUUCGGUGGUUUUACUGAGACAGCCAAGCCCCCGGCGGCUGCCUCCCAGAUGUUUGGCUUUGGCUCGUCUAUCUUGAGCUCGGCCACCAACCUCAUGACCACCGACUCUGUGGACUCUGUGGACUCUGUGGAUGAGAAAGCUGGUUCUCCUGCCGAUUCUCCUGCCGGUUCUCCUGCCGGCUCUCCCCCAGACUCCCCCUUCUCUGCCCCCGGUUCUCUCGGUUCUCCCCCGGAAUCUCCCUUCUCCGCUCCCGGGUCCCCCCCCGACUCAGACAGCCCUGACACCCCACCGGCCUCCAAGAAGGCCCCCAAACGUGCCGUCUCCCUGCUGAAGGACCAAAAGUCCAUAGAAGCAGAUCCCUCUGUGGAGCCUCUGAGAGCGGGGGAGCCCCUUACUACGGCCACAGGAUCGGGGGCCCAGGAAAACUGCCCUCUGUGUAAGGUGGAGCUGAACGUUGGAUCAGCAGACCCCCCUAACUACAGCAACUGCACUGAGUGCAAGAAGAGUGUGUGCAACCUGUGUGGCUUCAACCCCACACCUCAUCUUGGUGAGAAAGAAUGGUUAUGUCUCAACUGCCAGACCCAAAGAGCUCUCUCUGGCCAGCUGGGCGAUAUACCAUCUCCUGUGAAGAAGCAACUACCCACACCUACCCCUACCCCUCCUGCCUCCCCUGCCAAAGUCCCUGACUCCCCAGCUGCUGCUGCCUCUCCAUUAACGGGAAGCCCCUCAGUCACUCAGGUAGAGGCAGCAGCAGCAAAGGAAGACACCCAGCCGCUUCCCAUGUCCAAGGUAGUAGCAGAACGCACCCCGCCCCAAACACCAGACGCUGCGUCUGCAAACACAGACACCACACCCAUCCCACCUGAGCAUGCCACCCCUCCUUCUGAUAGUGUCCCAGAGGAGAAAGAACCAGAGCAGCCUGAAACAGUGGAAGCUAUAUCUGAGACUAUACUGGAUGAGCCUGUGACAGAGAGUGUAGUGGAGAGUACUGUUGAAGCCUCAGUGGUGGAGAAAGACCCAGAGCAGGAUGAAGCAAUAGAAGCUAUAUCUGAGACUAUACUGGAUGAGCCUGUUACAGAGAGUGUAGUGGAGAGUACUGUUGAGGCUCCGGCAGUGGAGAAAGACCCAGAGCAGGCUGAAGCGAUGGAAGAUAUAUCUGAGACUAUUGCUGUUGAGGCCCCGGCAGUGGAUCACCCAGAGAGUGUAGCGGAGAGUGCUGUUGAGGCCCCGGCAGUGGAUCUUCCAGAGAGUAUGCCAGAGAAAGUUACAGAAGAACAGUCACCACCCGACACUACUCAGGCAGAAUCAGAUUUCCAGCCUGCAGUUGUAGAGGAGCAUGUCAUUGCUCCCCCUGUAGAGAAUGAGUCAGAAAAGCCUGCUGAGGCAGCACCCGAGCCAACUCCAAGCCCAGAUAAAGUGCAGAGUGAAUCUACACCAGAGGAGAUCUCACCGGCUCCCUCUGCAGGUAGUGAGAAAGAGGAGCCCAUCCUAGAGAAGGUUCUUGAAGAGGAAGCUAAGCCGGUAGAGCCAGAGGUGAUUCCAACACCUGAAACGGUCACACAGGAAACUACUGUCCAACCUGACCAAUCACCAGAGCCUGUACCGCCAGCUCCUGCAGUCACUGAGGAAGAAGGGAAAGCAGUGAUGAUUGAGGAAAAACCUAGCCAGCCACCUAAAGCUGAGGAGACAGCUCCUACACCUCCUGCAGUCACCGAGCAGGAGGAGAAACCUAAAGAGCCAGAGCUUCAAGCAACUACUGUUGAACAGCCUCCAACUGAGGUGUCUUCAGUACAUACAGGUCCAAUAGCAGAGAGUUCAGAUGUGGCGACUAAGAUGCCAGAGGUGGCUCCGGCUCCACCAGUUAAGGUUGUAGAGAAUUCGGCCUCAGCUCCCGAAGCCCCUAAUGAGCCGGUAGAGGAUUGUGCAUCUCCCAAACCAGCAGAGCUAGAGCCUGUGCCUUCACAAAAAGAGGAGGUACCCCCUGCAGUAGAAGAAACUCCCCAUGUAGUUGCUGAGAAUGAACAGCCUAAAGAGGUAGAGACCAUUCCACAAACUGAGGCAGUUGAGUCUGUAGCCCCAUCUCCUCCUCUAGUUACUGCUAAAGUUGAGAAGAAGCCUGUAGAGAAGGAGGAAGAGCCAAUACCGCCAGCCCACGUAGAGGAUAAACCUGUAGAGAAGGAGGAAGAGUCAAUUCAGCCAGCCCAAGUUGAGGAGAAGCCUGUAGAAGAGGCAGAGCCAAUUCCGCCAGCCCAAGUUGAGGAGAAGACUGUAGAGGAGGCAGAGCCAAUUCUGCCAGCCCAAGUUGAGGAGAAGCCUGUAGAGGAGGCAGAGCCAAUUCCGCCAGCCCAAGUUGAGGAGAAGCCUGUAGAGGAGGCAGAGGCAAUUCAGCCAGCCCAAGUUGAGGAGAAGCCUGUAGAGAAGGAGGCAGAGCCAAUUCAGCCAGCCCAAGUUGAGGAGAAGCCUGUAGAGAAGGAGGCAGAGCCAAUUCAGCCAGCCCAAGUUGAGGAGAAGCCUGUAGAGAAGGAGGCAGAGCCAAUUCCGCCAGCCCAAGUUGAGGAGAAGCCUGUAGAGAAGGAGGCAGAGCCAAUUCCGCCAGCCCAAGUUGAGGAGAAGCCUGUAGAAAGUGAGGCAGUAGUAAACAAAGUACCAGAGGCUUCUCCUGCACCGCCUGCUGCUGAACCAGAAAACGUUAGCCCUGAGAGAGAUUACGAAAGGACAGAGUCAGAAACAGUGGUUGAACCCAGCCCAGAAGUCAAAGCCGAGGAGUCAGUUUCACCAUCCCCUUUUGAGAAAAAAGUCCCUGAACAGCUCCCUGAACCUGAACCACAAUCAGCUAAAGUUGAUCAGAUCCCACCUCAGUGGGCUGUAGAAGCUCCAGCACCAGUAGUAGAAAAAAACACAAAUGAAACUGAAACGGAGGCUGGAGCAGAACGUGUAGGUCAGAAAGACGAAAAUCUGACAUCCGUGGAUACAAAGGUUGAACCAGAGCCAACAGCAGAUAAUAAGGCUGAAAAAACCCAAGAUGAGUCUACUCCUCCAGCUUCUGAAGCUAAAGAGGAAGAAAAGGUCAAAGCAGAGCACUUAGAACGAGCUACAGAGCCAGCGUCACUAUCAUCUGCUGCUAGUGAGCCACAAGCCCCUGGGAAAGUUUCUGAGGAGAAACCCACACAGGAAGGAAAAGAAGCUGCAAGAAUAGCUGAAAAUAAACAAGAGGUGUCUAUAGCUGAGAGUAGGGUGCCAACUCCUACUGUGUGUCAUGAGAAAGCAGUGCAAGAGAAAGAAUUAUCCAAAGAUGAAUCCAAGCAAACUCCAAAGACAGACUCUGUGUCUGAGAGCAUUCAGCCAGAGAAAGGGAAAGUGGUUGUGUCACCACCUGUAGUUAGUGAAAAGCAAGAACAUUUUUCAGUAUCAGAGGUGAAAGCUGUGAGUGACAGACAGGGCAGCGCAGAAGACAAAACAAUACCAGAGCAGACUAAAAUAUCUGAAACUGUAUCUGAAAAUGAGUCUAUUGCCCCAGCCCCUGUAGUAGAACCUGACACCCUAGUCCCUGUAGUUGGUGAACAGGACGAAGACAAACCCCUGAAUGAAGAGAAGAUAAUAGAGGCUGAACUGGAUGCAGUUGGAGAGGCAACGCUGAAAGACCCUGGAGAAAAAAACACCAUCGCCAAGGAUAGCAGUCCCACCAGCCCCUCAGACCUUGCCAAGCUGGAGAGCACUGUCCUUCCCAUACUAGAGGCCCAGGCUACACAACCAAAGGAUAAUUCAGACAAACUGACCGACUCACUCAAGACCAGACGCAAACUUGAGGUGCUAGCCCUCUCACCUGAAUCUCCCAGCACAGAGGAUGACCCAGAACUCUCAGAGAAGAAGGACGCCUCAGCAAAGAAAAAGCUGCUGGUGCCGACAGACAUCAGGGGUGACUCGUUGGAGGACAGCAGUGAGAGCUUAGGGAAAGAUAGUCCCGUGUCAGGGGAUGACGAAGACUUCAUUCGUAAACAGAUUAUGGAGAUGAGUGAGAACGAGGAUGUUUCGCCGUCAGACGAAGAAAAUCUCAUCCGGCGAAAGAUCCGAGAUCAUGAGAGGAAACAAAUGGAGCAGGAGAAAGGGGAGGGGAAGGAGAGAAGCGCAAUGACAAAAGGCAGGCGGCUCCUCAAGAAGAACACCAUCAGCCCUGAGGACGAAGAUGAGCAGCAAAUCUCACUGGAUAAACUUGACAAGGCAUGGAAAGAGGGAUCGGAACCCAAAGUCUCAGACUCUCAGGAAGGGGAACAGCCUUCGGCCGAUAGAGUUGUGACAGUACGCCAAUUCAGAACCAUCGAGCUCAACACGACUACCACCCCUGUGCGCAUACCGGGUACGUCAGAUGAUGGAGAGCUUGAGAUGGAAAGCCUCACCAACUCCCCUGAUGAUCGCUCCAGGGGCGAUGGGUCCUCCAGCCUACACGCAUCCAGCUUCACCCCUGGGACAUCGCCUACAUCCCUAUCCUCUUUGGAUGAGGACAGUGACAGCAGUAGUCCCAGCCGCAUGCACAGUGGCGAGGGGAAACAGCACAGGAAAGCGAAGCAUAGACAACAAGGCCAAGGUCUACCCACCAUCGAAGACUCUUCAGAGGAAGAGGAGUUACGAGAAGAGGAGGAGCUGUUAAGAGAACAGGAGAAGCAGAAAGGCUCUGGGAAGAAGUCAAAGAAGGACAAAGAGGAGAUCCGAGCUCAGAGGAGACGGGAGCGUCCCAAAACGCCGCCCAGCAACCUCUCUCCCAUUGAAGAUGCCUCCCCAACAGAAGAGCUGAGGCAAGAGGCAGAGAUGGAGGAGUUCAGGCGAUCAUCCUUAUCCGAUUUCUCUCCCAGCAUCGAGUCAGAACCAGAGGGAGUUGAGAUCAAUGCUGCAAAGAUUGCAGCAGUACAGAAAGUAUAUCAACUUCCUACAUCUGUUUCACUCUACUCUCCAACAGCUGAUCAAGGUGCUAAUAAAAGCCUUGAAAAACGAGCCCUGAAAACUGCAGACGAAGCCUACGAAGAUAUCAUGCUAAAGGCUAAAACACCCACAGAGGAAAAGGUGGACACCCCUCCGGGGAAAGAGUCCCUCUAUGGUGGGAUGCUGAUAGAAGAUUAUGCCUAUGAGUCUCUUGUUGAUGGAAAUGGAAAGAAAGUCCAGCAGCAGGAGCCUGAGAAAAUCUCAGUGCCAGCUCAGCCCAAAAUACUGAGAUCUCCAGAUGAGGUUUACGAAGACAUGAUGGAGAAGAAGAAAGAAUUCAUGCAGCUGGAGCAGGAACUGAAAAAAGCACAGUCAGUGUCAGAUAGACCCACACCAGAGAUUGUAUUGCAACCCACUGAGCCAACCAGAUCCACGAGUGUUACAGUUACUAUAGGCAAGGAUGGGAAACCACUGCUCGAUGCUGAGGCUACGUAUGAGGAACUCAUGAAGAAAGUUCUGACUCCUGGGACUAGCCCGACACAGCAGGGUCCUGAUAUAUCUGGGGCAGCCCCUGGUGGUGAGUUCGAAGGUACUGAAUCCAGAAGGGCUCUGCGUCCCAUACCAGACCUGAGGGUUACACAAUGCUCCUCAGGGGAGGAGGACGCUGAUGAAGAGGCCACUGAGACCAAAAGUCAAGAUAAGCCAAAGACUUCAUCAGACAUUCCUAAAGCUGAUCAGGCACCCUUAACAGCUGCUGCAGAGUCCAAAUCAGUUGCUUGCAAGGUCCCCCCAUCAAAAACUUCAGACCAACCACAGACCCAAUUUGAAACUUCCCAGGCUGACCAGCCUCUGGACAUAACCCAACAGGAUGUCAUGGACUUGUCUAGUAUGAAGUCCUCAGCCCCUGCUGUUGCCAGUGUAUCGCCCUUACCCACCGUCCCUCAGUACACCCCCACUGUCCCCAGUGUAGUGUCGACCACCCCACCAGUGCCCCCCAAACCAGCCAUCCUGCACAGGGCUCUGUCUCAGGAAAAAGCAGACAUUCCUGAACCCCCUCCACUGCCCCCUCCCACCAUGCCAAAGCCAUCGGUUUACCCCAGGAAACCCCCUGUUCCGCUUCCAUCUCAGGCUAUAAUCAGGUCAGAACAUGUUGCCAUGACAACAGCCCAAGGGUCGCCGGUAAGACAGCCUCAUAUCCCCCCACCGGUUCCUCCAAAGCCAGCCAUCCCUGCUGGAAUGGGGUACAGCCACAGGCCAGGGGAAAACGUCAAACCACCCCUUGCUCCAAAACCUGGCUCUCAGCCUGGCUCUCCUGCCCACAUCCAAUAUCCAAGACCCACUGCCCUCCACACAGGCCAUGCUGAUAUAGCCCUGAAUCUGAGUCCCUCAGCUGAAAGCAGGCCAGGUCACUUCUCAGGUCAUUCCUCGGGUCACUCCUCGGGUCACCCAUCCCCCACUUCUCCGCGAUACGGCAAUCGACACGAAACUUAUGUGGUUAUAACUCUGCCAUCCCAGCCCAACUCUCCAGUGGAAGGGAUCACCACCCAGGCCCCAUCCAGUCCUGGUCCAGCAUCUCCUUCAAGACAUGCCCAACCUCCACCUCAACCUCAAACACAGUAUCAACCACAACCUCAACCCCAGAAACAACCACAGCCACCUCCACCACACACAAAUAGGAUGCCCCUGGCAUUCACUCGCAUCACUGAGUCCAUGGAAAGUCAAGAGAUAUGUGGGCCAGAGAAAGUUGUGUCAAGCUCCUGUCAUGUCAUUGAGGCUAUUUCAGCAUCCGCUCCACCCCCAGAGGUCAGGUUAGGGCAGGUCACUCAGUUUGUGACGACAGAAGUUCAAAGAACCAUGGUGUCUGUCCGACACGAAAGGUCACCGCCCCCACCUCCGGCCCCAAGAGCGAACGGUGUUCCAAUCUCACUGGAGAAACCUAAACCACAACAGACGCAGAGUCCACAGGGCUACCAGCCAGGGGAGGUAGUAGACCUUCGUACCAUGAAGGUGAAUUCAGAAUCGGCCAUGAAAGUGGUGGAUCUGUCUUCUUCAGAUGUUAGACGCCAGUCCUUGGCCACAGACAUCAGCGGUCGUCAGACAAGCGCAGUGCAGUCCCCAGUGGUAAAUCUCAGCACUGAGUCGACCAGUGUUUCCAUAGUGACUGACAGCAUCACCAUAGUUACAUGUGCUGCCACCAUACAAAGUUACGAAAAUACCAACAUAUCCCAAGUCCCUUCUCUGCCCCUUCAGCUUACAACCACAAACAAAGCCUUCGAGCCUGUUUGUCAGAUUAUCUAUCGGCCCAUAGAUGCACAGCCCACAACCAGCAACAAUGCUGAGAUCCCAAUUAACCUUUCUCUAGGACCUGGCACAGGCUUAGGGUCAUUCCAGCCACCUGUCACUAUCGCCCCUACCCCUGCCCUAGGGUGUGUGGCUAAUGGUCUGAGCAGCGGGAUGCCGACAGUAGCAGGUGCAGUGGACCUUAGCACAGCCAAACCCUUCAACACUGUGGUUUCGGUCGACGCUUCCUCUGCGGAAGUGUUCACGGCUGUGAUCACAGAGGAGGAUGGGAAACCCGUGGACCUGACGGCUGGGAGAAGAGCUGUCUGCUGUGAUGUUGUCUACAAGCUGCCAUUUACAGGUAGCUGCACCACCCAGCAGCCCACUACUCCAUUGCCCGAAGACCGCUUCGGUUACCGAGACGACCACUACCAAUAUGACCGCUCACCGUACAACAUGAGGGGCUUCGGUGGCAUCAAACCCUCCAUGUCCGACACCAAUCUGGCUGAGGCCGGGCUUUUCCUCUAUAAGAGCAAGAACAGUUACAAUUUCCAUGGCACCACAGAGGGUGCAGUAGACCUGACAUCCUCCAAGACAUCUGAUGCAGGUGUAGCUUUGGACUUCUCCACCAAAGGCUCAGGGUUAUAUUCAGGAAUGAUAAUCCCCCCAUAUUCCCAAGCUAGAGUCAAAGGAGCUGUUGGGACACACUUUGGCACGAGCAGUGUCCUGAGAUCCUCCAAUGGGGUGGUGUACUCUUCAGUCUCAGUACCAAUACCAUCCACCUACGCCAUCACCACACAACCUGGGUCCAUAUUCAGUACCACUUACAACUCCCUAUCGGCGGGCAUGCACACCAGCGACACCAUGCCAUCCCUAUCCACUCUCCAGAACCAGCCCAUGACUCGGUCCCACAGCUUCAUCUCCACCACCUCUGCAGACAAUCAAGGGGAUGUCCCCCUCAACCUGGAGCUUGCUAAAGAUGGCAUAUCCACCUCCGUGGCCCUCAGCACCAAAACAGUCACCCUGGCCCUGGAAAGGCUGGACUCGUACACGGACGCGUCCCUGGAGGCUAUCGCCGCCUCGCUGGAGGCCCUGUCCUCGCCCUGUGUGCCAGGGGAGGGCCAGUACCAGAUGCAGCGUGAGAUUCUGGAGAUGGAGAAGUUCAAACAGCAGCGGUUGGCUGAAGAACUGGAGUGGGAGCGUCAGGAGAUCCAGCGCUUCCGUGAGCAGGAACAGAUGCUGGUGCAGAAGGAGCUGGAGGAGCUGCAGUCCAUGAAGCAGGCCAUCCUGUGCCAGCAGGAGGAUGAGCGCCAGGCCCACCUCAUGAUGCAAAAGGAAACCUAUGCCCAGCAGCAGCAGCAGCUAGAGCAGAUCCAGAGGCUCCAGGAGCAGCUCCGAGCACAGCUGGAGGAGCAGAAGUUCCGGAAGAUGUACCCGGGGGAGGUGUUGCUGGGGCAUGGCCAGCAGGAGGCAGUCGUCCUGGGGCCGGACGGCACCGAGCUGGCCCGGAAAAUCAUGGAUAGUGGGUGUCAGACGGACGACGAGGACAGUGUUGUCGAUAAAGCCUACACGGCAGGGAGGAAGAAGAGAAGCACGGCCAAGAAGAGCGUAGACAGCUGCGUGCAGACGGACGAUGAGGACCAGGAGGAGUGGGAGCCUGCUCGGGCCAGACGUAGCAGGCCCCGCACGUCAAGGGGGGACAGAGGCGGACAGACUUCUGAUAUAUCCAUUCAGGCUCACUCCGAGAUCUCCAUACAGACGGACUCUGCAGGGAAUGUAAGAAUGGACACCAGGAUGGAGCUCUCCGACUCGGAAAGUCCACAUUGGGAAGACAAGAGACGGCCCACGCCCUUGGAGAUAGAACAGUCUGGCCACCUCAGAGCUGACCCCUCCUCACUUCAGGCCCCGCCCAAAUCCCCCAAUGUUCUCUACUCCCCCAUAUCCCCCUGCAUAUCCCCAAGCAAAUCCCUUGAGUUUGUGUCCUAUGAGAAAUCACUGGGUGAUACAAGCCCACAGAGAAUAAGAGGGAGUACUGAUCCGACCAAAGUCUCUCCAACCGGCAGCCCCAAGGGACCUAAGGCCAUGCAGAGAUCCAUGUCCGACCCCAAGCCCAUGAGUCCAACUGGAGAGGAGAGGGCAUCAUCCAGUUUCCAGUAUGGCGACGGUUCCUCCGGCAAAAGCUCGUCGGGCAGCACCCCAACUGGCACCGGCAAGAAGGUGAAGAGGACCCUGCCCAACCCGCCCUUGGAGGAGGAGGCAACAGCCGCCGGCCAGACGGCCUACAGCACUGGCUCGGCCCGCCGUCGCAUGUGCCGCAACACCAACAUGGCGAGAGCCAAGAUCCUGCAGGAUAUCGACCGAGAGCUGGACAUGGUGGAGCGUGAGUCGUCCAAGCUCCGCCACAAGCAGGCGGAGCUAGAUGAAGAAGAGAAGGAGAUCGACGCCAAGCUACGCUACCUGGAGAUGGGCAUCAACCGCAGGAAAGACGCCCUCCUCAAGGAGAGGGAGAAGAGGGAGCGGGCCUACCUGCAGAGCGUGGCCGAGGAUCGUGACUACAUGUCAGACAGCGAGGUCAGCAACAUCCGAGAGACACGGAGCGGCCGUGGCAGUGGAGAAGAUGAUGAGAUGGGAAGUCACGGGCUGGAGCGCCCCAGGACGGCACCCCAGUCAGAGCUGGAUGAUUUUGUGCCACCACAGACCACACACGAGGCCCAGUACGGCACGUACUCCCAGUACCAGUACCCACUGAGCCAGACGCUGUACCAGCAGCAGUCACUCUACCAGUCUCCCCAGUCCUACCAGUCUCAGUCCAUCUAUUCCUCAGUCCCAUCCCUGUCUAGCUCCCAGCAGCAGAGCUACCACCAGAUGCUCCUUCUCCAGCAGAAGGCAGCCAGGCAGGCGGCCCUGAUCCAAGAGUUGGACGCGUCGUCAAAGUACGAAAUCAUCAGCCGACAGCCCGACCCCGUGUCCUCUGCCUACAUGGGAGGGGUCAGGUACGACAAGUACGGUAACCACUUGGACCUCCGGGCCCUGGAGGUGGGUGGCAGCAUGGCUGGCAGCCCCAUGUCCAACGUGUCGGCCGACUCCUUCUAUGGAGACGUGGAGCACCACCACCACACUCCACGAAGCUACGUCCUCCUAGAAGAUGCGGCAGAGCUGGCCAAGAGCUCCACGAGUCUGGCUUCAUCCAGCUACGCCCAGGCCGAGAAGGAGCUGGCUAAGGCAGAAAGGCUGUUGCGAAGAAGUGCAGCCGACUUGACCUCCACCGACUACCUGGGCUCCAGCUCCAGGCUCCACUCCGGGUAUGGAAAGACCCCAGACGAUGAGGACUCCAUGGACGACCCCUACGAGCUGAAGCUCCUCAAGCAGCAGCUGAAGCAGGAGUUCCGGAGGAGCACAGGGGGAACAGAGAGCCUGGACCCGCUGACGGGUCUCUCCCACAACUACUACGGCACCCCCAGCUCGGGUGUCUCCUCCUCCCAGAGUUACUCCCAAAGACACUACCCCAAGACGGAGAAAUUCAGCAUCAGCCGGCUGACUCUAGAGAAGCAGGCAGCCAAGCAGCUCCCGGCAUCCAUGCUGUACCAGAAACACAAAGCCCCGCUGACCGACCCCAAAGUCUCCAAGUACUCCUCCAUGCAAGACGGCAGGAGUCUGGAGACAGACUAUACCAGCUAUUUAGGGUCCAGUAACGUUAGCGCCUCUCCCAGAUCCAGCCGGCUCCUUCAGGACGAGAUCACCUUUGGACUACGCAAGAACAUUGCAGAGCAGCAGAAGUACCUGGGCUCCACGUUGGGUGCCAACCUGGCUGGCUCGCUCAACUUCGGCCAGAGCCUGGCCUUGGACUCGACUUCCUACCCCAGUGGCAGCCGGUCACGGCCCUCUUCUAGGCCCAACUCCGUCUAUGGCCUGGAUCUCUCACUCAAACGGGACCCAUCCAGUUCCUCUUUGAGGCUCAAGGGGGACGGCGAGGCGGCCUCAGACAGCUACCAGAUGCCAUCAGGGCGUGCCAAGCCCACCAGCCUGCCCAUCGUGCAGGGCGGCCGGGGGCGCAUCCCCAUCUUGGCGCAGAACUCUGAGGAGGAGAGCCCGUUGAGUCCUGUGGGCCAGCCUAUGGGCAUGGCGCGGGCGUCGGCGGGGCCCCUGCCGCCCAUCUCGGCCGACUCACGGGACCAGUUUGGUUCGUGCCUCUCCCUGCAGGACUCCCAGCAGCAGCAGCACCUGAGGGAAGAGCCAACGAGGGGUCGGGGCUACGUCUUGAUGGACGACCUCCAGGGCACCAUGUCGGACGGCGAAGCCCUAAGUGACUCCAUGCUGGCACUGAACAGAGAUGAUCACCGACAAUCACAUGAGAAUAUCCCAAACGCCUACCACCUACGGCGAGAGGAAACGGACUGGUUUGACAAACCCCGCGAGGGACGACCAGAGAACGGACAAGGGCCAGACAGGAGACAGGGGAAGGGUGUUUACUACCCCUUUCCUCACACCAGAGUCAAACUGCAGAGGGAUCCCAAGGACUGCAGCGUGUCAGGGAAUGGAUUGGGUAUCAGAGUGGUGGGAGGUAAAGAAGUUCCAGGGACCAACGGACACAUCGGAGCCUAUGUAGCUAAAGUCUUACCUGGAGGAGUUGCCCAACAGACUGGGAAGAUACUAGAGGGAAUGCAGGUGCUGGAGUGGAACGAGCUUCCUCUGACGGGGAAGACCUACGAGGAAGUGCAGGUGCUUGUGGUACAGCAGUGUGGCGAGGCAGAACUCUGCGUGAGACUAGAUCUGAACAUGCUGGCUGACUCAGAGGGCUCUCAGCACCUUGAUCUCCCAGACCAGAGCAAACCAGGUGACAGACCCCCCAGGUCUCCAGGGGUGGAUCCGAAACAACUGGCUGCAGAGCUACAGAAGGUGUCCCUGCAGCAGGCUCCUCUACCUACCACCGCUACGUCCUCCUCCUCCAUGGUGGGGGGAGAGAAAGGACCCCACUCUGCCAUCUCAGGCGCCGCCUCGGCCACGUCUAGCGCCAUCCAGAGUCCGGGACAGCCGGGGUCGCCCUCCGUCAGCAAGAAACGCCACAGCAGCAAGUCUGCGGAACCAGUGAAGACACAAUCCCACCCUGUUACUGGAGAGAUACAGCUUCAAAUCAACUAUGACAAGCAGCUGGGGAACCUGAUUGUUCACGUGCUCCAAGCCAGGAACCUGGCCCCCCGAGACAACAACGGCUACUCCGACCCCUUCGUCAAAGUCUACCUCCUCCCGGGGAGGGGUCAGGUCAUGGUUGUCCAGAAUGCCAGUGCUGAGAAUAAGAGGAGAUCAAAACAAGCUGGCCAGAGUCUGAACCCAGAGUGGAACCAAACUGUUAUCUAUAAGAACAUCCACCUGGAACAGCUGAGGAAGAAGCUGCUGGAGGUGAGCGUGUGGGACUACGACAAGUGCUCCUCCAACGACUUUCUGGGAGAGGUGUUGAUGGACCUGUCCAACACAGCUAACAUGGAUAACGUCCCACGCUGGCUCCCUCUGAAGGAACAGAGUGAGGGAGAGCACCACCGGCGCUCCCUUUCAGCACAGGGGCGCCAGCACUCCCCCAAGCCCCCAUCGCAGCACGCCUCCCCCAAAACCCCUGCCCACGGUAACCAGGACUCCCCCAAGCCCCCCUCGCAGCACGCCUCCCCCAAAACACCCGCCCACGGGAACCAGGACCCGCCCAAGUCGUCGGUCAUCAAGAGCCGGAGUCACGGGAUCUUCCCUGAUCCAGCCAAGGACACGCAGGUGCCCACUAUUGAGAAAUCUCACAGUAGCCCCGGCACAUCGAAGCCUUCCCCGUCCGAGGGCCACAGCCAACAUACGCCACGCGCAGCUCCACGUGCGGCGCCUCGCAAAAGUGCAAGGCAACACCAGCAGGAUGGCGCCGGCGGUGUCGCUGUAGCAACGGGUGAAGCUCCGGCUCCGCAGCAACAGCACCGCCUCCAACCAAUCUCCUACCCCCCAGCCCAAAGAGGCCGCCUCUCCCUGAGGCACCACAGACACACCAUAGUGGGCGUGCUCACCAUUCAGAAAGCCCAAUCCGAUUCGCUCCCCACCCCGCCGGGCCCGGCAGCAUCGGCCACUGGGAGCCAAGCAGACGGCAGACACCUGACCUUCAGGAAAGCCAUGUCUGAAGAGAGGCCACAGAGAGAAGGAGCACGGCCCAGCAGGUCCGGUGAUGCCCCGGUAACAGCCGCCUCAUUGGACAGCGGUCUGAGUGGCAGUGCUCACAGCCUAUUGGAGGAUGAGGGUGGGACUAAUGCCGUGGACAGUGCCAUCUUCCAGGUCCCUCGGUUUGGGAAGAUUCCAAAUGGCACUGACGUGAUGAUGUCACCAAUGGGCCAUAUGGACUCUGAGGGUAAGACCCAGGUAAUGGGAGAGAUCAAGAUAGCUCUGAGGAAGGAGCUGAAGACAGAGGGAGACCAGCUGGUGUUGGAGAUUCUCCAGUGCAGAAACAUCACCUACAAGUUCAAGUCUCCAGACCACCUGCCAGACCUCUAUGUGAAGCUGUAUGUGGUGAACAUUGCAACCCAGAAGAGGAUCAUCAAGAAGAAGACCCGGGUAUGUCGUCACGACCGUGAGCCCUCCUUCAACGAGACCUUCAGAUUCUGCAUGAACCCCACCGGCCACUCUCUGCAGCUCUUCCUGGUGUCCAAUGGGGGGAAGUUCAUUAAGAAGACCCUGAUCGGAGAGGCCUACAUCUGGCUGGAUAAGGUGGACGUGCGGAAGCGAGUGGUCAGCUGGCACAAACUGCUGGCUAGCUCUGCUCAGAUCCACUCCUAAAGAACCUACUGUUAACCUUGUAUAUUCUAUAGGCUCUUAACUCGCAGAGAGAAAGACGAGGAUGGCUAGGGCGCUCGAGUUUACUGUCUCCAUCACUGGACAUACUCACAGGUCCACCAUUGGGGUCGGGCGAGGACCGUUAGGGUGCAGGAGUUAGACAUCUCUUACGUAUCCUGUGGAUCUUGAGUUUUGGUGUCAAGGGUCAGGGGUCAGCGUUUGAAUUGCUUGAGCUGUGACUGGGGAUUGGCUAGUGGGGAGGAAGUAGGUAUGUGUUUACAGGAAAUUAACUUGUGUUUACAGGAAGUAGUGUAGCCAGGGCAGGGAGGAGGACAUUGAGGCAACAAAGCAAGAACAGAAUCAACCAGGUAUUACACACACUCACACACACAGUCAAAAACACAUUCAAACACACCACAAAGAAAGAUGAUCGUAAGAGACUGACACAUAAAUAUAGGGGAUGGACAUGUUUAGAUUCUCUCAUUGCUUUAUUUGACUGGAGAUGUUUUUAUUUAUGAAUGAAAUUAUAACUACCUGUGGAUUCCCCUCAUGGCUUUGUAUAUUGUUAGAAGAAUUUCAUUAAUUUAUGAAGCAUUUUGGGAAUUAAAUGUUGAAGAUUUAUUA